Molecule: messenger RNA, 1589 nt
Organism: Morus notabilis
Lineage: Eukaryota; Viridiplantae; Streptophyta; Magnoliopsida; Rosales; Moraceae
Product: UDP-glycosyltransferase 86A1
Exons: 2
Coding region: 90-1535 (481 amino acids)
Molecular function (GO): UDP-glycosyltransferase activity
Source: RefSeq, a predicted model, not a curated record
GCUAUUUUGAGCCAAAAACAUUAUCGUUUUCUCACAUCUAUAAAUCCGAAUUCAUAUAUAUUUCUCUGCUUUUCAAUCUAUACAUACUUAUGGAAGACCCUUAUUGUCCAAGGCCAAUACACGCCAUAGUGAUGCCCGUCCCUCUCCAAGGGCACGUCAUCCCAGCCGUAAACCUGGCACUCAAGCUUGCAUCAAACGGCUUCACCAUCACCUUCAUCAACAACGAGAUUAUUCGCCACAAAAUCACCACCUCACACCCUCCGGCCAACUUCGAUGGAUCAGAAAACGACAUCUUUUGUGGCGCACGAGAAUGCGGUCUCGACAUACGACACCGGACGGUCGGCGACGGUUUCCCGUUGUCGUUUGACAGGUUGGCGAACGAUGAGCGGUACUUAGAGGAGGGUCAGUUGCAUGCUGUGCCGGUGCUUAUGGAUGAGCUUGUUGGGGAUAUAGUGAAAGAGGCUCGUGAUCCUCCUGUGUCUUGUUUGAUAGCCGACGGUUUCUUCACAUGGCCUUCCAUGAUAGCUGAGAAGUACGACCUUGUUUUUGUGUCGUUUUGGACUGAGCCAGCUCUGGUCUUCACUUUGUACUAUCACUUGGACCUCCUCAAAACCAACGGUCAUUAUGCAUCUCAUGAUAAUCGUGAGGAUACUAUUGACUACAUACCGGGUGUGAAGGCAAUUGAGCCAAAGGAUUUACCGUCGUACCUCCAAGAAACUGAUGUCUCCACCGUAAUGCACCGACUGAUAGACGUGGCAUUCAAGGAUGUGAAAAGGGCCGAUUUCGUUCUUUGUAACACAGUUGAAGAGCUUGAAUCUAAGCCCAUUUCGGCCUUACAAGAGAAGCAACCAUUUUAUGCAAUUGGGCCACUUUUCCCGUCUGGGUUAACCAAGGGCGUCGUGCCCACCAGCUUGAGGCCCGAGUCCAACUGCACCCAAUGGCUCAACACCAAGCCUCAUGGCUCAGUCUUGUACGUUUCAUUUGGUAGUUUUCUGACUUCUAGAAAGAGUGACAUUGACGAAAUAGCCCUUGGACUUGCCCUUAGUAAAGUGAAUUUCAUAUGGGUUCUUCGUCAUGAUGUUGUGAGUUAUGAAGAGCCUUAUGUCCUGCCAAUUGAAUUUGAAGAAGUCAAAGAUAGGGGUUUGACCGUGACGUGGACCAAUCAGGCCGAGGUAAUCUCACACCCGUCAAUAGGAGGAUUCUUAACACAUUGCGGAUGGAAUUCUACAUUGGAAAGUAUUUGGUGUGGUGUUCCAAUGUUGUGUUUUCCUUUAACGACUGAUCAGAUCACUAAUAAGAAAUUAAUAGUCGAUGAUUGGAAGAUCGGGCUCAACCUUAGUGAUGGGAAACCAUUGACUAGGUUUGACGUUGCGGCGAAGAUCAAUCGUUUGAUGAGUGGAAAAUCAAGUGCCGAAUUGAAGACGGAGACAAUGAAGGUGAGGCAGAUUUUGAGGAAUGCAUUGGCCAGUAAUGGAUCUUCCGAAAAAAAUUUGUGUCAGUUCAUUGCCAAUGUGAAGGCAAAAAUCAGUAAAUGAAUUCAACAAAAUAAUGGCAAGGAAAAAAGUAUAUCUUUGUUUCCUUCAUUGGCU